Molecule: messenger RNA, 780 nt
Organism: Kwoniella botswanensis
Lineage: Eukaryota; Fungi; Basidiomycota; Tremellomycetes; Tremellales; Cryptococcaceae
Exons: 4
Coding region: 1-780 (259 amino acids)
Source: RefSeq, a predicted model, not a curated record
AUGGCAUUACUUUUAGUUUCAGCCGGGGUUAAAGCUGGUAAGAAAGCUUAUAAAGCUUAUGACAACAAGCAAAAGCAGAAGAAGGAGAAGGAACAAAAGGAUAAUCAAGGACAAGAUGCUCCUGAUCUCAGUAAACUUGAGUUGAAUGACCCCUCUUGUCCUUCGAUCUCGACUACGACACAAAUCGUCCCUCAGGAUUAUGUUGACGAAAAGAAAUCAAGGGAGUACGAAGAUCACAAAGACCUAAAUGCAAAUCCAUUCGAGGUUCCCCCUCCAUCUUAUCAAAAAGCUCUUGAAGAACCCUCUUCGGCUCCUACAGCUUAUGGCGGUGGAUUUGGUCCAUCUGAAUACACUCCAAGACGAAGAGGGUCUACUUCCAGUUCAAGUUCGAAUUCUUCAUCUUCCUCAGAUAAUGAGAGUCACACCAAGAAAGGUCUUUCUAAAUCUGAAUAUCGAGAUCUACGACGACGAGAUAAAUACGAACGAAGACUCGCAAGGAGACAACAAAAGGAUCAACGACGAGCUGAUAGAGCUCAGAUGAGGUACGGAGGUAUGGGUGGUGGGUUUGGUAGUGGACCUGCGAGGAUUGGAGGACUAGGUGGUGGACCUGUAGGCGUUGGUGGAUUAGGUGGUGGUCCCGUUAGAGUAGGUGGAUUAGGAGGUGGUCCUGUUAAAGUAGGUGGAUUCGGUGGUGGUCCUGUUAGAAUGGGUGGGUUGGGUGGUGGACCAUUUGGAAGAGGUGGAAUGGGUGGUGGUCCAGGGAGAGGAAGGGGAUUAUAA